AUGACAACUCAAACGCCACGAAAGAAACGGGUGGUGGUAAUUGGCUCAGGUCUCGCAGGGCUAACAGCAGCAUAUCUCCUCCACAACGAUCCAAAGUGCGAAUAUAGUGUCGAAAUAUUCGAAUCUGUAUCCCGUCUCCCAUUUUCCCCCUCUCCACUCACACAUCCUCCGUACUGACAGAUGAAUGAAUGAAGGGGUCCCGCCCAUCACUAGAUGCAACGACCCUUCCUACCAACUUCGGCUCGGAAAUUGACAUUCCUAUGCGGACAUUUUCAAAAACCUACUAUAGCACGCUAUAUACCCUGUACAAACACUUGAACCUCCCAAUCCGUGUGCAAAAGUUUACUUUUAUCUUCACCACUCUCUCCUCUACUCAAUCGCAACCAAAAACCUAUCACGCACACUCCAGCAACUUCCAUGCCCUCCCCUUGCCUGCACCUGAUGUCAGCCUGCUUUCCCAUAUCAUGGCACUAGCAAUGUUGUACCUAGCAUACUCCUGCUUCACCCUUUACAUCCUGCUUCUUCAUCCACAUGAGAAUGAAACACUAUCAUCCUGGUUGCACCGGAGUCGGUUACCGGGAUGGGCAGUAGAGGACUACUUUCUGCCAAUGUUCGGUGCAGUUGGAACCUGUAGUUCUGCGGAAUUACUCUUGUUCCCAGCUCAGGACGUAAUAACAUACUGUCGCAAGCUACUCUUUCGCAGAAACUAUAUUGUGGCCGGUGGUGUGAGCACUAUCCGGCGACGGCUUCUUUCUGGCAUCCCUAUCCAGCUGAACCGCCGCGUUAGCAGGGUCCGCAAGACCCCGCAGGGCCUUAAUAUAUGUUGGCAUGGGAGUGGUGGGAAGGAAGAAGUAGCAGAUGCGGUAAUCUUUGCUGUACCUCCUGACAUCGUUGCAGGCAUAUAUACUCCGUUAGCACCACAACUAUUACAGAUACCAACAACUAAGGUAAAGGUUUAUGCACACACUGAUAGAACAAUACUAACGCCCUCCUACCCCGACCUCUCUUCAUCUUUCAUGAGAAGGAAAGACCAUGUUCCAGUACAACUCAUAACAACAAGCAGGCUUACUAGUGCAACAGAGAUACAUGGUGGAGUUAUGGUUAGUACAACACCACCAUUGUUGCCAAGAAAGAAUGAAGUAAUUAUUGAGGCGGAGUAUACAAGAGUGUUGAGAACACCUAAAAGUAGGAGGAUCGUAAAUGCACUUUUGGAUGGAAGCUGUGAGGAUAAGGGAGGAUGGAGGAAUGGAGAUGACGGAGUUUGGAUAGUAGGUGGAUGGUGCUGGGAUGGGAUGGUUUUGCUUGAAGGUUGUAUUAGAAGUGCAGUUAGAGUUUGGGAAGAGGGAUUUGGGGGCAAUUUUGAGGAUUUGGAAAGGGUUGCCAGU
Tuber aestivum (summer truffle) is the source of this 1385-nucleotide messenger RNA. Lineage: Eukaryota; Fungi; Ascomycota; Pezizomycetes; Pezizales; Tuberaceae. The record is from the annotation of a GenBank genome assembly.